AUGGGUCACAAUGUCACGGAAGGAGCAAUCGUUCAACACCUGGCAAAGCUUCGCAGCCGUAGGGUUGCUGCUGGAAAGCCUGUACCCCCGCCUCUGCGGCGUGGCGGCCUUGGUGCUGGUACCUCAAGUAAUCAAGCGGAGGCACUACACGGCAAAAAAACGCCCUAUCCAGAUGCGAAGCGUCAGCGGGCCACUCCAAAGUCAAAGCGUGAUGGUGAGCUGGGACUAAGUGACUUCGCAGACGUAGACUCAUCUUCCGAUGAGGACUAUGUGGUGGGAAGCGCAUCCAGAUCACGCAAGAAGAGAACCAACACGGCCGGCUCGCGGGGAAGACGCAAGCAAAAGCGCAGCUUCAAAUUGGAAAGUGAUUCCGGUGCUAUUGAGACGGGGGAUGAAGAGGACAGCCUGUUGAUCCCUGGCGCCGAAUUCCUCGAUGGACCCAGGCAAUCAAGCUCCGCUGGUAACGUCUCGGAGUCUGCCACAGAUUUAACUCCCAAUGACGCCUUCCUUGCCUCGGGCUAUACACUACAGCAACAAUUUGCUGGGGCUGAUCAGUUUCCAAUUCAGGGCCAUGCCUCUGCAACCAACCUGCCUGAGAAUUUCUAUUCGAGUGUUUUACCACCGGCCAGUGGUCUUAUGCACUCGCAGCCCGGUGAUACAGGACACAAUCCCUCAACCUUCUGGUUCAAUGAUACCACUCUUGGAUAUCCUCCUCCUGUUUACCACGGACUUACCGACCCUGAUGUGCAAAUGGGAUACUCAGGGGAUAACACAAGUAAUACCCAAGAGCAAUUCGAUACUCUCCUUCGCUAUGAUGAUGAUUCACUUGGCUAA
Molecule: messenger RNA, 834 nt
Organism: Aspergillus saccharolyticus JOP 1030-1
Lineage: Eukaryota; Fungi; Ascomycota; Eurotiomycetes; Eurotiales; Aspergillaceae
Exons: 2
Coding region: 1-834 (277 amino acids)
Source: RefSeq, a predicted model, not a curated record